CGGUCGCGGCUGCGUCCGCGCCACGCCCAGCGGCGGCCGCCCGCCAAGAUGGCGGAGUACGUGCGGGUGCUGAGGCGGGCGCUGCAGCAGCUCGGGGGUCAUGGCGGCCUCCGCGGCGCCCUCUGGCAGCUGCUCAGGGUCAACGAUUUGAAGAUAGGUGCCCUAGUAGGUGUUGACAAAUAUGGAAACAAAUACUAUGAAGACAAAAAGUAUUUUUUUGGUCGUCAUAGAUGGGUUGACUAUACUACUGAAAUGAAUGGCAAAAAUACAUUCUGGGAAGUGGAUGGAAGCAUGGUGCCACCGGAAUGGCAUUGUUGGCUUCACUGCAUAACUGAAGACCCUCCAACUACUCAUCCACCAGCUGCUCGUAAAUUCAUUUGGGAGAACCACAAAUUCAAUCUGAGUGGCACUCCUGGGCAAUAUGUCCCUUUCUCUACAACGCGUAAAAAGAUACAGGAGUGGGUCCCACCUACGACUGCUAACAAAUAAUUGAAAAGCCUGACUUGCCUAAAACUAGGUUCUCAAUGUGAACUGUACCUUCAUUGUUUGGUUGGUUUAAAAUAAAAGCCUCUGACAAAAGUAAAA
Caretta caretta (loggerhead turtle) is the source of this 585-nucleotide messenger RNA. It is a transcript of the gene NDUFA12, whose product is annotated as NADH:ubiquinone oxidoreductase subunit A12. Gene Ontology annotation, biological process: response to oxidative stress. The record is from RefSeq and is a predicted model, not a curated record. Gene Ontology annotation, cellular component: membrane; respiratory chain complex I. NCBI's taxonomy places the organism in Eukaryota, Metazoa, Chordata, Testudines, Cheloniidae.